UUUCUCCUCAUAGGAUAGGAAUUACUAUGUCAAUUUGUCAAACCUUAAGAUAGAGUCAUGGAAAAGUAAUGGACAUCAACAUAAACCCAGAAACCUGCAUUUUCAAAAACCAUCCCGUUUUCUUCCAUUUCUAUAAAAAUUCAUAAUACUUUUCUUCUCGUUUACUUUCCCAGAUCGAAUCUAAGUUUUCUACCUUCAUCAUUUUAAUCUCCUCUAAAUCAAGUUUUUUCUGAAGAAUAUAAUUAAUUCCAUUUUUACUUCAACUUUAAUCCAUAACCCUUAACACCAAUCUUGGAAUCUUUUUUAGGAGUAUUUUCUUCUGACUAAUCCCAUCUUUUCAUUAAUCUUUCCAAUUUAAUUGUGGGUUUUUUCAGGUGAAGUUUUUGAGGUAAAAAAAAUUCAAAAAAUGGCGGUUCCUGUUGUGAGAUUUCCGAUUUUCAUGGUGAUUAGGCUGAUUGGGUUUACUGUCGCUGCUCUUGUUUUUACUUGGACUCUUCAUUACAGAGGUGGUCUUGCUCUCAUUGCUGACAAUAAGGAUCUCAUCUUCAAUGUUCAUCCUGUUUUGAUGGUGAUUAGCCUUGUACUGUUAAAUGGAGAAGCCAUGCUAGCAUACAAAACUGUUCCAGGAACAAAAGUCUUCAAGAAGCGGGUGCAUCUUUUCCUGCAAUUUCUUGCUCUUUCUUUAGCAUUUAUUGGUGUAUGGUCGGCGUUGAAGUUCCACAAUGAUAAGGGCAUCGACAAUUUCUACAGUCUCCACUCAUGGCUUGGUCUUGCUUGCCUCUUCCUGUUUACUUUACAGUGGGCUGCUGGCUUCGCAACAUUCUGGUAUCCCGGUGGCUCAAGAAACCGCAGAUCUUUCCUGCUUCCAUGGCAUGUAUUCUUUGGUGUCUACAUUUAUGCUCUAGCAAUUGCUACAACCGUAACUGGUAUCUUAGAGAAAGCUACUUUCCUCCAAACAAACCACGUGAUAUCUCGCUAUUCCACCGAAGCCCUUCUGGUUAACUCCAUGGGUAUCUUGAUAGUAAUCCUCGGAGGAUUCGUUAUUCUGGCUCUUGUCGCCCCCUUGAAUGGCAAAGGUGAAAUCCUCCGAACUGCGGAGUAGCUUUACGCUCUCGUCAAAACGGGUUUACAUCGAAGAUGGAUUGAACAUAGAACAUUAUACAUGCCUGGGAAUUUAUUUACCAAAUUGUUAACUCUAGAUUUGACCAUGGGGUAAUAGUUUAAAGUAAAGUGUGAGAAAUUAUAAUUUCUGAAGGUUUAUUUGUAUUUCGCUGAUAUAGAUGUUGCGGACAGUGAGACUCUCAACUAAAAUUUCGAUCAAAAUGUACAGUUUGAUCAAUUGACAUUAUUCGAUCAACUGAUGUUUUAAAACUAGAAUCUUGCUAUUAAUUUCUUCCAUCCAUUUAAAAAGAAA
Amaranthus tricolor (Joseph's coat) is the source of this 1414-nucleotide messenger RNA. RefSeq names its product transmembrane ascorbate ferrireductase 2. Bases 407 to 1102 code for a protein of 231 amino acids. The transcript is spliced from 4 exons. The record is from RefSeq and is a predicted model, not a curated record. Gene Ontology annotation, molecular function: oxidoreductase activity. NCBI's taxonomy places the organism in Eukaryota, Viridiplantae, Streptophyta, Magnoliopsida, Caryophyllales, Amaranthaceae.